GUCACUCUCCUAUAUAUGGGGCCGUACUCUCAGUGAAUGGCCGGCGCACACGAUGAGUCUUCACUGGACGAGCCACUGGUUGGCCGGACCUCUGGUCACACCGAACGAAUCAACGGCUUUAGCAUGUCGAACUCUCAGGAUAUCGUCUACGCGGCCUCUUUGGCGGAAAAGAAACGUCUGUGGUGGCGGAAUGCUCUCCUAAAUAUGGUCUUCAUCGGGUCCUGGUUCUUGUUCUCCACCAUCCUGUCUUUCUACAACAAGUGGAUGUUUUCCGCUGAGAACUUUGGCUUUCCCUAUCCACUGUUCGUCACCACCCUGCACUUCUUCGUUCAGUUUCUGCUGGCUGCUCUGCUUCGUAAAAUUUGGCCUAAGCGGUUCAUUCCUCAAGGCAGACCUUCCAAGUCAGACUACGGAGUGAAGAUAGCUCCGACAGCGAUCGCGACGGGCCUCGACGUCGGACUCUCCAAUCUCUCACUCAAAACUAUAUCAUUAUCCUUCUUCACAAUGUGCAAGUCCUCGUCGUUGAUCUUUGUGUUGCUGUUCGCCUUCCUUUUCCGAUUGGAAAAGUUCUCCCUGCGAUUGGUUGGUGUCAUUGCACUGACCUUCUCUGGUGUCGUCCUCAUGGUGGCGACGGAAACUCAUUUUGUCUUGGUCGGCCUCAUUCUUGUGCUCAUAGCCAGCGCGCUCGGUGGCUUUCGGUGGGCACUGACACAACUUCUACUCAAGAACAAGAAGAUGGGCAUGGACCAUCCGGUAGCGACGAUAUUCUGGCUUUCUCCUGUGAUGGGAUUGACCCUCGGGAUCAUCAGCAUGGUCCUGGACGACUGGUCGAGCCUCUUGGGAUCCAAAUUCUUCACCGGAUUUGAGACUGUGAAAACGAUCUUCUUCCUUGUCACGCCGGGCGUCAUUGCCUUUUGCAUGGUCUUGAGUGAAUUUACGAUUAUCCAGCGAGCAGGAAUUGUGCCCAUGUCCAUCGCUGGUAUUGCCAAAGAAGUUACCACGAUCAGUAUGAGUGCAGUCGUGUUCGGGGAUCCGCUGACCUUCCUGAAUAUGGUCGGUGUUGCUGUUACAAUUUGUGGCAUUGCUCUGUUCACGUAUCACAAAUACCGUAAAUCGCUGGAGAGCGACCUUCCUCUCGACGCACAUGGCAACCCCGUCGACCUGGACGACAGCACUGCGGAAUCACACCUGCUAAGCCACGAGCUGGAUGAAACGGCGCGGUUGACUCGGGACAGUGAUGAGUAUGACAGUGAUGAUGACGGAUUAUCAACCAAUCACACGCGGACACUGUUUUCCGCCGAUGAAGACCAGGAUGCUGAAGAGUUGCGAAGCAUCCGAUCCUCGAAGUUGGCUUGGAAUACCGGGAGGGCCGGUCGAGAGGAGCCGAGCGCCGCUCCGUAGGCAAAAUCAGCGGCGCAACCAAGCCACGAGGUCGUGCCAUGAUCUGAUCACCACAGUGUGUUGUAUUUCGCAGAGAUUUGGUUGAGACAGGACAUGCAUCUUUGGAACUGCACAUGAUCCGCUCUGUAUGUCUAUCAGUUCUGCAUAGAAGUUGCGUCGACGCGAUUCGCAAGGUGAAGAAGGCGCGGGACCAACCUUGGACACACAAGACAACUUGGCCAAAGUAGGAAAACGUGGCACAGUUCUGCGGAGUGAAUUCCGG
Molecule: messenger RNA, 1663 nt
Organism: Mycena citricolor
Lineage: Eukaryota; Fungi; Basidiomycota; Agaricomycetes; Agaricales; Mycenaceae
Source: the annotation of a GenBank genome assembly